AUGAUGGCAAAGGCAAAGGUAAAGAUUGCCCGGCUCAAGAGAAGACUCCCUGAGGGGGAAGAGUACAAAUGGCCCAAGAAUACAGGAUUGAGAAUGGUCGGGCCCAAAAAAGAUGGUAACAUCGAGGAAGAGAACAAGAUCACGCGCGACAAUCCAUUAGAGCCACCUCGUCUAUACGGCUUCUCAAAUGCAAGCGAACAGAGUUGGUUCCUGAGAGCCCUCGCUUACUCACACGUUCAGGAGCGCGACGACUGGGACUUAAUGCUGGACCCCAUUGGGUUUCAGAAUAGGUCAACAAGGAAGAAAUGGCGAGGCUUUCAUGAUGCUCGCAGCUUCAAAUGCUUCGUGGACUGGCAUAAGGGCCCCCAAGUGACAAUCGAAUGGGCACAGAAAAUUGCGAUUUUCAAUGCCUUUGACGAUAGCUGGGAUGAGGGGCAUGAUUCAGUCUGGAAGAGAAGACCCUGGCAGACUUGGGCUGCGGUUCUUAGGCCGUUAGGUGGGAGGGGGAGAGAUCUCUUUAUUUUCGAUAGCGAUUGGGAGUGUAAUACGGACGAGAAAGACAUCCGGAUGGAUGAAUCAGACUCCAUCACCUCACGAAGAUGCAACAAAGAUUGACAUUGUAUCUUGUCAAGGGGAAAGGACUGCGAAUGCGCAACAUCUUUAUUCGAGGUAGUGCAAGGGUGAGAAAUUGCGCAGAAAAGACUGGCGAGUUUAUCCGCGAGAUUGUUACACAGAGAUGGUCGCUACCAAUUCCUUGGAACGCCAUGAAGAUUCUGGAAAGCUGGUAUUAUGUGCGACAAUCUGAAAGCCAGUGUCCGGUCGUUGCAUCUGCGACAGACAAGAUCGACGGUUUUGAUGAAGAGUGGCCAGAAAUGCCAGAAAUGCAUCAUGGCCAACAAGUGACUCGGAUCGACCAUAUUGAAGAUGAUACCGACCAGGAAUGGGAAACAUCACAUUGGGAAGUGUGUUCCAAUAUAGGAGACAACGAAGUCACAGAGGCUUCCAUCGAACCUCCAGCGAAGUGGGAUUUCAAAGGCGAGGGCCAAGAGGUCUUUGUAGACAACUCGAACAAUUUAAGCCAACCGAGACUUAAAGAUAGACUCGUCGCUGAAAAAUACAGCAAAGUUGGCAAGUCUUGCGAAUCCAUCCUUAACCAAGAAGAUGAGCCGAUGAGCAUGUCCCCACUCCGGCAUGAACAGAUAGACAAAACUGUGGGGUGGCCCCAGGAGAAUUUGCAACCGUCAGUAGAGAUUGAAUCUCAUUCUCCGGCACACGUUCAAGAUAAGACCUCUUCAAACGAAAGCGAACUCCUGGAGGACGUCGAAGAGCAACUGUACGACGCCGAGAGAGCGCUACGUAGCAGAGAUCACUAAUGCUGAAAGCGAACUUGCGCUGAAGAGAAAAGAGCUUGAGUUGAGGCAGAAAGAAAUCGAUCUUGACCGAGAAGAGCAAGCAAUUGCGAACAUGAGAUAUAUUGAUCUCAGAUCCCGAACUCAAAGCCUGCGAGCCACAUUGGAGAGAAGAUCAGCUUCAAGAUCUUCCGAAUUGUCAUCGAGGUCCCGUUCAAGGAUCAGAAAAGAUAGCCCUACCUUAUCAGUAGGUACCGCUCUCAACAAGGCAAGGAAAGUGAUCUGAGCCUCUCGCUGUUCUAGUCUUUUUGAGGGGGAAACACAUUGGAGGAUCCAAUCCCGAACUCGAGUGUCUGCGUUGAGAAUCAAUAGUUGAAAACAUAUGACCACAUUCGCGUGUUUUGCUUUGUGUUCUGUUGCUGCUGCGCAUUUGAUAGUCAUUAACUAUCUUUCAAGACAAAAAAGGUAAGGUUGAUAGUCGUCAUCUCUGACAACGCGAAAUUAUGUAGCCAUUGGUGAAAAGUUUCGCCUGCGUAAACUUACGCACUCACUGCCACUUGAAGCCACAAGCUCUCAACCACCUAGCCCUUGAAGAAAAGAAGCAAGUCGCAAAGCAACAAUAUGAAAUCCUAUUAAAGCCUCCAAAACUGCCACAACUCCCGGAAUCGCCCAAUCGAAAGGAAGUUCUGCACUCUGGUAACACUCCCCCUCCAAUACACAAGCGCAGUGCAUAA
Messenger RNA from Hymenoscyphus albidus, 2083 nucleotides. NCBI's taxonomy places the organism in Eukaryota, Fungi, Ascomycota, Leotiomycetes, Helotiales, Helotiaceae. The record is from the annotation of a GenBank genome assembly.